AUGUCAUCGUCAUACGACAACCCCGUACCCACUCCGGCAGAGUCCUUCGUCGACUCAGGCCCGGACGGCCAGCCGGCGAAGCGGAGACGUAUCAAUUUCGCCUGCAACUACUGCCGCAACCGCAAGACGCGCUGCGACGAGCAGAAACCCUCCUGCAGGGCCUGCAUAGCCGCCGGGAUCGAGUGCGUCACCACCGACCGCCGCCGUCCCGGCGUCGAGGUACAGCGCCGCGAGACUAAGCGCCGCAUGUCAAGGGCGUCCAACUCGUCUCUGCCGCAGUCCUCGUCGGCGUCGGCGGGCCCGUACGCGUCUCCACCUCCGGCUAGAGAGGCCGAGAUCUGCGUCAGCUCGGCGGCCGCCGCUGCUGCUGCUGCUGAUGCUUCGGGCCAUAAGAGCUCACCAUCCGCGGCCAGCAUCAGCCGCGACGACAACAACUCGGGGAGGUCGACGGUUCCUACACCGGGCCAUCGCAGCUCGACUUCCGCGCCUAAUGUUCCCCCUCCUCAAGAAGAUGAAGAGCCAGCCGCCGGUAACGGCAAGUUCCAAGGAAAGUUACCCGUAGUCCGACCAAGUCGCCACAGUACCUCGGUAGAGAUCCUAGCCGACUGGAUCGAUCUCGCUUCGCGUCGGCUGGGGCUGCAGCAUAGGAGGGGUCUGCCGCCAUGCAACCCGUCAUCCCACCGUAUACGGACCCUCCUCUCGUCUGAGCCGUGUCGUUUCCCGCCCGCGGGAUCUGCGCGCUUGUUAGCCGCCAGGUUCUUUGACGGCGUGAAUGUGCUUUACCCCUUGCUCCAUCGCGAUAGUUUUCAAAAGGACAUCGACCUGGCGUUGGGGUCGAAUCCCGUCGAGUUUGCCGAGAGGCGAGGCAUCGCCCUUCUCGCUCAGCUGUACCUCGUCUGGUCGAUCGGCUUUGCCGCGGAACCUCUCCUCGACCCGGUAGUAGAUCCUCAGGAGUAUCUGGAUUACUGCAAGACGUUACUUGGUCACCUCGUGAUUACCAACAGCGUCGACAAUGUUCGAGCGAUUGUUCUCCUGGCUUUGUGUAUGCACUGUUACGACGACACCGCCGGGUCGUGGAACGCGUUGACUGUCGGCGUGAACAUGGCCACGGGUAUGGGCCUGCACAAGCCUCGCACGUGUCGUCGUAAAUGCCAGAACAGAAAGCCGGGCGCGCUCGACGACGAGGAGCGCCGGAUUUUCUGGCUGGGUAUAUAUGCGUUCGAGAAGUUCCUGGCGUUCGAGAUGGGUCGCUUGUCGUCGAUUGACGAUGAGGAUUGUUACCCGCCUCACGUGCAGGACCUCGACACGUACACGGAAGCGGGUACGUCGUCGAGGGGCAAGGCUUUUGCCGUCACGGUAGACCUUGCGAGGAUUCUCAGCGAGAUUGGAAGGAAGUCUGUUAUCGUCAGUAGAAAGGAAGACGGUGUUGCAGGACCGGCGCUGCAAGCUGUCAUCACCGAGAAGGUCCAGACGACCGGCGAGGCACAGCUGCUGCUCACGAGAUGGGGCGAAUCAGUUCCUGAUGAGCUCAGACCAACCUCGGAUAUUCUUAUCGGGUCUAGGAUAUGUCCGUUUGCCUCAUUUAUCUCGAUGCACUACAACAAUGCACUUGUCAUUCUCUCAAGAAACAGUCUUCUUAUCAGCGAAGAGGCAAUAUCAAGCGGCGCCAAUAUCAUUGCCAAAGGCAAACCCUGGGACUACAUUGUACGCAACGGCCAGUCGAUUGCAGCCAACGCCGCCAGGAAGAUGCUGCGCCUACUCGUCGAGACACUCGACUCGAAAUCAAAUUCAGUGUACCCAAGUCUUCUUGUCGCGCUCCAUGCCCUAGCUACCUUGUCAGUGCACAUCGUUACCCACCCGGAUUCUCGAAUCUCGGCGAUGGACUUUCACGACAGCACAGCACAUCAGCACCUCAACUGCAUUCAUCUCUUUGUCUUCACUGCUCAAAAACAAGAAAUUGAUACCAUGAUAUUCAAGAAAAGCGCAACUUUUGCCGCCCUUUGGGCACUUUGCCAGCAAGUUUCUGCGGCUUGCGGCUGCAGUCUUGAGGUCGAGAGCCACAUCAACGACGGCCUGUCUCUGGAUAUGGUGUCCUCUCUCAUCAUCGGUUCUCAAGCAGCUGCGAUCAUCGAUUUGCCAAUGGCGGUGACCCAGGCAACUGCUCUGGCGGAAUGGGUGAAGAACAUCACUGACAAGCCCCUUGUUGCUGCGUUUACCACCCACAACCACCCUGAUCACUAUCUCAGUGGGAAGGCCUUCCUGGAGCAUUUCCCGGGGGCGAAGCACUACGCAAUCCCCGAGGCUACUUACUGGAUCAACAACGAGGCUGCCAAUAAGACCGCGGACUGGACCGCCAUCUACGGCGAAGGAGUCAUCGCCUCCGAACCCGCGAUCCCGACACCCUACAACUUCUCCUUCUUCGCCCUCCCCGGCGACGAAGCUUGCCCGAUCGAGAUUCUCAAGCCCGCCGGCGGCGACACGGUCGACGAGGCCAUGUUCUGGAUCCCUUCCUCCAAGACCCUGAUCGCCGGCGACGUCGUCUACGGCCACCAGAUGCACGCCUGGCUCGCCGAUCUUCUCACCCCGGCCCUCACCCAGUCCUGGCUCGCGACGCUCGACUUCAUCUCCGGUCUCCGUCCCCAAAUGGUCAUCCCAGGCCACGCGCUGUCCACGGACUCUUUCACCGCCACCAAUGAUAUCGAUCACACCCGCGACUACGUCUCCUUUUUCCAGCAGAACAUCGAGGCCAAGGGCGCCGACUUCUAUACCCCCGAGGAGAUUUCCAACAUGCUCGAGGCUGCUUUCCCUGGGUUGACGAACCUGACUUCUUCUACUACCUCGGCCACUCUGCUCGGCAUCACGUCCGAGAACUUUGGACGGGGCGGUGAGAGAGAGGCUCACUACCUGGAUUUGACUGCUUUCAAUGACACCAAGGUCUUGAACGGCUGGCAGCUUUGA
Molecule: messenger RNA, 2958 nt
Organism: Colletotrichum karsti
Lineage: Eukaryota; Fungi; Ascomycota; Sordariomycetes; Glomerellales; Glomerellaceae
Exons: 5
Coding region: 1-2958 (985 amino acids)
Biological process (GO): DNA-templated transcription; regulation of DNA-templated transcription
Molecular function (GO): DNA-binding transcription factor activity, RNA polymerase II-specific; DNA binding; zinc ion binding
Source: RefSeq, a predicted model, not a curated record